UCAACCCGCCUAUAAAACCUCCAGCACAGUACACCAGCCACGAGCCCCCAGGACUACUUUCACUCGACUGCCUCACGCGUAAAGAUACUGGAAACGCCGUACGCGCUCCACAAAAUUACCGAUCCCUAACCAUGAGUGAGAGACAAGGAUCUGCACCAAUGUCUGGCAACAGCAAGCCAGCAUCUGGACAAGGUCCUCCGAAGAAGGUUCAGGCUAAAUGUGAGCAGAAGGAUGUGCCGGCGGAGGACUUUGACAUCGAUAUGCGCGAUCCAGAGACAGAGAAGGCCGCCGUGGCCAUCCAGUCGCAGUUCAGGAAGUUCCAGAAGAAGAAGCAGGACGUGAAGUCGUAAAGGGUCUGUCUGCGGCCGUGACCUGGCCCCGCCCCCCGGUACCACCUGAUGGGCGUGGCUCUACAGCAGCUCCACCUGUAGUCCUCAUCUUGCAUGUCAAUCAAACUUGCACCGUCAUAAACUGGGGGGGGGGGGGGGGGGGGGGUGUUGGUUGGGUGACGUCUUUGGCCUCCGCAUGUCUGUGCAAUUAUAUUUGUAGUUCCAUUAAAUGGAUUGCUGUGUACAGUGACGAUAGAUUAUUCAAUAUAUGCACCUAGAGAUAGAUAUGUUUAUUCCGUUUGUAAAUUGUGCCAUUUCAUUUUUUUUAUUCAAAUUCUUUGAUAAAACCCAGUGGUAGCAUUAAUUAAAAUUCAAAUAUAUAUAUUAUUUAUGUCAAAUUGAGUGUUUAUUAAGCCAUGAGGAAGAAAUUCCUGAGUAUUAGCAAGAAAAUCCGAUGAUGUCCAUCACGCUCGGGAUGAAUAUAUAGCCACACACGUAAUACCAAACACCGUGCUCUCCAGUUAGCUUCUAGUUAGCAUCAUGUCAGGAUUGCAUUGGGGAUUGAUGAUGACAUUUUCCACUGAGUGGGGUCAAAACAAUCCUGUUGAGUACAAGCUGUGUUUGACCCCAGUUCACCACCAACUAAGCAAUCUCCCGGGAAAUCUCACUGUGGGCGAACCAAUGCAUCGGCAUAUUCUGUAAUGACAUCAGCCGUUCAUGACUGUGUUGCCUUUUUCAUUUUUGAUUUAUUGUUCAUGAAUGUUAUAAUUGUAAUCAGAAUUUAACUUUGUUCAGUUCACGUUCAUAUAAUAACAAUCUCCCAGUCUGCAGAUUACAGUGUGGCUGUUAACAAAACAACUAAUAAAUAAUUUUAAAAAACA
Messenger RNA from Gadus morhua (Atlantic cod), 1210 nucleotides. It is a transcript of the gene pcp4a, whose product is annotated as Purkinje cell protein 4a. Lineage: Eukaryota; Metazoa; Chordata; Actinopteri; Gadiformes; Gadidae. Gene Ontology annotation, cellular component: cytoplasm. The coding region runs from base 132 to 350 and encodes 72 amino acids. The transcript has 4 exons. Gene Ontology annotation, molecular function: calmodulin binding; calcium ion binding. The record is from RefSeq and is a predicted model, not a curated record.